This is a messenger RNA of Glycine soja, 2854 nucleotides long. Its product is annotated as pentatricopeptide repeat-containing protein At3g29230-like. Bases 398 to 2257 code for a protein of 619 amino acids. Gene Ontology annotation, biological process: RNA modification. The transcript has a single exon. Gene Ontology annotation, molecular function: RNA binding; protein binding. The record is from RefSeq and is a predicted model, not a curated record. Lineage: Eukaryota; Viridiplantae; Streptophyta; Magnoliopsida; Fabales; Fabaceae.
UGACAAUAAUACAAGAAAUGAAGAAAGCAUAGAUACAAAUUUGAUCACGCAACAAAGAGAGCUUUGAUCUGUCCAAUUAACAUGACCUGGCAAGACCCAAAUUAAAGUAAAAAUCGUCCUGUCUAGUAGUCUAUGGACUGGUCCAUGUCGUGGAAAAGAACCAGCGGUUGAAGAUUCAAACGUUUGUUUCUACAUAUAUACCAUGUUCAAACGUUGCGGUGCGCCCAGAAGAAAAUCCAAAUGGAAGAAGGUGCUAGUAGCACGUAACCGCUACACGAUAAUCGCAUCUCACACACACAUGGGUCGGGUCGGGUUGAACCGCACCAGAACCCAGGCGCUACACAAGCCGUUGAUCUGUAUCCGAUAAAAAUAAAAAUCCACGGCCACAAAUGCAACCAUGCAAACCAAAAUAGGGAAGCUAGCGGUGAACCAAACUUCGAAACCACUGCACAGAGUGGUGGAAGACAAGUUCAUUUCCCUGUUACGGACAUGCGGAACCUGCGUGCGGCUGCACCAGAUCCAAGCCCAGAUAGUGACCCACGGACUCGAGGGAAACGAUUACGUCACCCCGAGUUUCAUCACAGCAUGCGCGCGCCUCGGUGGAAUUCGCCGCGCGCGAAGAGUGUUCGACAAAACGGCGCAACCAAACGGCGCCACGUGGAACGCCAUGUUCCGAGGGUACGCCCAAGCCAAUUGCCACCUCGACGUCGUCGUUUUGUUCGCGCGAAUGCACCGCGCUGGCGCGUCCCCCAACUGCUUCACGUUCCCCAUGGUAGUGAAGUCUUGUGCCACUGCGAACGCUGCCAAAGAAGGAGAAGAGGUUCAUUGCGUUGUAGCCAAACGCGGCUUUAAGUCGAACACGUUUGUGGGGUGCGCGUUGAUUCACAUGUAUUCAUUGAGAGGGGGAGUGUUUGUUGCUGAUGCUUACAAGGUGUUUGCUGAAAUGCGCGACAAGAACGUGUUCGCUUGGACAGCUGUUGUUGCAGCACACGUGGCGUGCCGCGACAUGGUUUCCGCGCGGAGGCUCUUCGACCUCGCGCCGCAGCGUGACGUGGUGCUGUGGAACGUGGUCGUUUCGGGGUAUAUCGAGUUGGGGGACAUGGUGGCUGCGAGGGAGCUGUUUGAUAGAAUGCCGGACCGCGACGUGAUGUCGUGGAACACCGUGUUGAGCGGUUACGCGACAAAUGGCGAGGUUGAAUCGUUCGUGAAGUUGUUCGAGGAAAUGCCUGUGAGGAAUGUUUAUUCUUGGAAUGGGUUGAUUGGAGGGUACGUUCGGAAUGGACUAUUUAAGGAGGCUUUGGAGUGUUUUAAACGGAUGUUGGUGCUGGUUAAAGGUGAAGGUAAAGAAGGUAGUGAUGGUGUGGUUGUUCCUAAUGAUUACACCGUUGUGGCGGUUUUGACAGCGUGUUCGAGAUUGGGGGACCUUGAGAUGGGUAAGUGGGUGCAUGUUUAUGCGGAGAGUAUUGGGUAUAAGGGGAACUUGUUUGUUGGAAAUGCUUUGAUUGACAUGUAUGCGAAAUGUGGGGUUAUAGAGAAAGCUCUUGAUGUGUUUGAUGGCUUGGAUGUGAAGGAUAUAAUAACUUGGAACACUAUAAUUAACGGCCUUGCCAUGCACGGCCACGUGGCCGAUGCUUUGAGUUUGUUUGAGCGGAUGAAGAGGGCGGGAGAGAGGCCGGACGGUGUUACUUUUGUUGGGAUUUUGUCGGCCUGCACGCAUAUGGGGUUGGUGAGAAACGGGCUUUUGCAUUUCCAAUCGAUGGUUGAUGAUUACUCGAUUGUGCCUCAGAUUGAGCAUUAUGGAUGCAUGGUGGAUUUGUUGGGAAGAGCUGGUCUUAUAGACCAGGCUGUGGAUAUCGUGAGGAAGAUGCCUAUGGAGCCAGAUGCGGUUAUUUGGGCAGCGCUGCUUGGGGCGUGUAGGAUGUACAAGAAUGUGGAAAUGGCAGAGCUGGCACUUCAGCGGCUCAUUGAACUUGAACCCAAUAACCCUGGAAACUUUGUCAUGGUCUCGAACAUUUACAAGGAUCUAGGAAGAUCGCAAGAUGUCGCCCGGUUGAAGGUCGCGAUGAGAGAUACCGGGUUCCGAAAAGUGCCGGGAUGUAGUGUUAUUGGGUGCAAUGAUAGUAUGGUGGAGUUCUACUCCUUGGAUGAGAGACAUCCUGAGACAGAUAGUAUAUAUAGGGCAUUGCAGGGAUUGACUAUUUUGUUAAGAUCCCAUGGAUACGUUCCAAAUCUUGUGGAUGUUGCUCAUGCAAACUGAAUGAGGUGGGAGGUAUUGUGAGUAUAGUCAUCAGUUCUUUGUGAUCUGGCUCACCAUCCGAAAGACCCAAUCAAUUCCACAGGCCAAAAUCAAAUCUUUAAAUUCUGGGUCUGUUUUGAAAAUCAAUUCUAAGGCCUUUGAAAUAAUGAAAUGGAAAAAUCACCAAGUCUUUCAUCCUGCAUCGGCUUUCGAUCAGAAUCAGUUAUGGUAUAUAUCAAAUGUCAAUUGCUUAGUAGUCAAACUGGCAAUAUGGCAACGGUUACUUCUCCAUGCCCAUGUCUCCGUUAUUAGCAUUUGGCUUCACCAGUUCUCCUGAACUUGAGACUAGGGAAAUGCAUGUCAUUUUCCUAUUUAACAGUCAUGCCAUUUGCCAUCGUUGGAAAAAUGUAUUAGUUACACAAUACUUGUUUUGAUUCAGAAAAGAAUACAAAGCUUUGAAUUGAUAGAUUAUACCGAAUAAGAUGCUGAACUGACUGCUCUGCAAAUAAACAUUUGCCUUUCACGGCAUUAUCUUUAGGAGUAGUUUCAAAUGUCAUUUUUUGUUUUUCUGCCGCAACGCAAUUGAUGAGUAAUAAAAUCCUGAUUCCUUGAGUAGCA